Chinchilla lanigera (long-tailed chinchilla) is the source of this 2140-nucleotide messenger RNA. It is a transcript of the gene Dmrt2, whose product is annotated as doublesex and mab-3 related transcription factor 2. The record is from RefSeq and is a predicted model, not a curated record. Lineage: Eukaryota; Metazoa; Chordata; Mammalia; Rodentia; Chinchillidae. Gene Ontology annotation, molecular function: RNA polymerase II cis-regulatory region sequence-specific DNA binding; DNA-binding transcription factor activity, RNA polymerase II-specific. Gene Ontology annotation, biological process: regulation of transcription by RNA polymerase II; sex differentiation. Gene Ontology annotation, cellular component: nucleus.
AGGAAGGGGAGCGGCAACCCGAGACUAGAGCGAGUGGCGCAGCGCAGCAGAACGCAGCUGCGUGAAUCUGUCCCGGGAGCCCGUGGUCUGAGCCAGCCUAGAGAUCUGAGACGGGCGGGGGCUGCUUGACCUUUCCCGCCUGGUUUGGGUCAGAAGUAGCCAAAAGCGGCUUCUGUGAAGUGCGAAGCCCCAAGCUGCAGGGCACCGAUCGGAACUUUGCAGAGUUCGGGAUGAGCGGAGCGAGGUUGUUGAGUACUUGACUCCUCUCCUCUCCCUCCCCUCCCCUCCACCCGCUCCAUCCAGAGCUUUGGGCCUCCAGCUGUCAGAUCUGAUUUCGUGCCAAAGGGUGACGAUCCCGAUCCCGAUUUCCGUGUGCAUGCACGCUUUGCAGCCUAAGAGCCAGACCCUAAAGCUGGAUGUCUUUUGACUCGGCUGCUAGCCCGGGUGUCAAAAUUUCGGGCGCGGGCAGCGGAGCCGAGGCGGCCCCGCGCGUCAUGGCGGAGCGGCUGGCCGGCCCGGGCGCCGGGGACUGGGAGAUCGACGUGGAGAGCCUGGAGCUGGAGGAGGACGGCUGCGGGCCGCCGCUGCUGGCCGACGGGGACGGCGAGGAAGACGAGGACGACGAGGAGGAGGACGAGGACGGACAAGAAAGGGCUUUCUGGGAAGCAGAAUAAUUUCGAGCGCAAAGCACUGUUCCAGAGGCAAGUCAGGGCACCUAGUUUGCUGGCCAAAAGCAUUUUAGAAGGCUAUCGCCCUAUAACAGCGGAGACUUACCUAGGAGGAGCCUUACCUCUACCUCCCCCGGUUAGUGACAGGAUGAGAAAAAGAAGGGCGUUUGCUGACAAAGAGUUGGAGAACAUUAUGCUGGAGAGAGAAUAUAAGGAGAGGGAGAUGCUGGAAACUUCUCAAGCUGCCGCCUUGUUCCUGCCCAACCGCAUAGUGCCUGGACCUGAAUACAGCUCCUACAAAAGUGCCUACAGCCCCACCCCGGGGGAGCUGUCAAGUAAGGACUUCUGCAAUUUUUUGCCUACCUGCCUUGAUCUCACCAUGCAGUAUUCAGGAUCUGGGAACAUGGAACUGAUUUCCUCCAAUGUUAGUGUGGCCACGACGUACCGACAAUAUCCUUUGUCCUCAAGAUUUUUAGUGUGGCCCAAGUGUGGCCCUAUUAGUGACACCCUUCUCUACCAACAAUGCCUUCUAAACGCCACCACCUCAGUUCAGGCCCUGAAGCCCGUGGGCAGCUGGGACUUGAAGGGAACAAGGGUCCCGGAUGGGUUCAGUUCAGAACACACCAUGAUGCCACCGAAGCUGGAGAGCUCCCUGGUGCUACCUCACCCUCCGGAGGUCCAGACCUUGAGAAGUGACUUUCAGGGUCACCAAGCUGUCCCUGAGAGGUCCGCCUUCUCCCCACCCCAACGGAAUUUCUCUCCCGUUGUUGACACGGACUCCCUGGCUCAAGGGCCCGUCUUAACCAAGAUCAGCAAAGAAAACACUAGGCACCCUCUGCCACUUAAAAAUAAUCCAUUCCACUCAUUACUCCAGCAAACGCUUAAUGACAAAUCAGGUCCUGAGCUGAAAACUCCAUUUGUCAAAGAGGCUUUUGAAGAGACCCCGAAGAAACACAGAGAGUGUUUGGUCAAGGAGAACCAGAAAUACACAUUUACAAUAGAUAGAUGUGCAAAAGACCUUUUUGUGGCCAAACAAGUUGGAACAAAACUCUCGGUGAAUGAACCUCUGUCAUUUUCGGUCGAGUCUAUUCUUAAGAGGCCUUCAUCUGCCAUCACUCACGUCUCCCAGUGAAAGAAAGGCUGCUAAAAUGCAAAGGUGGAUUUUCCACUGCCUCAGAUGGUUUUUGCCAUACACUUAUUUUUUUUAAAGUUAAAAUGUUUGUAUAAAGAAAAUUUUAAUGUAAAUAAUGAUGAUUUUUAAAAAUUCUAUAUAUUCAUAUGCAUGUACCUUUUCUUAUCACAUAAAUAUAUUUAAACUUAAGAUGGAAAUUGCGUACUGUGCAAAUUGUAGAGUUCUAUGCCUUACAUAGCAUUUCAAAAAGAAAUAAAACUGAUACUGUCGUCUAAAAGAUCCAGUGUUUGCUAAGCAAAUAGCUGUCCCUGGCUGGAUUAAAAAGCUGGUGUCUGUGAAA